Molecule: messenger RNA, 2904 nt
Organism: Schistocerca serialis cubense
Lineage: Eukaryota; Metazoa; Arthropoda; Insecta; Orthoptera; Acrididae
Product: transmembrane channel-like protein 5
Exons: 19
Coding region: 351-2714 (787 amino acids)
Cellular component (GO): plasma membrane
Molecular function (GO): mechanosensitive monoatomic ion channel activity
Source: RefSeq, a predicted model, not a curated record
GCAACUUUCACAUAUUAGCAGUUACUCGAGGACGUGUUUGUAAUUAUCAGGAAUAUAGAGGUUGUGAAGUAUGAAACCAAUUUUUCUAAUGAAUUUGUUGUGUUGAAUAUCCGUAAACGAUAAGGCGUUGAGGAGUUGACGGUUAAGGAAAACUUGAUAAAUUCUCAACGCGCGAUAACUACUGAGUGCCUUUCGCUAUAUAUUUCUGUGGUAAUCCGAUGUUAUCUUAAUAUUGUGUGUCUAUUAUCUUAUCGCCGAUUGUCACAACGCGAGCUCUACGGGUACAGUUGUUAGUUGUGCAGACCUGUCAUUGGACAAGAACAAAGGCUCUUAGGGAGGAUUGUACAAUCAUGGACACCCAAAGUGUGAUGCUUAAUGAUUUGACUGGAGCAGGCACUAGACAGAAUCCAUCAACUUCUAGACAUGUUCAUUAUGAAUCUUCCCAACUUCAAAAUGAUUUAAUAUCAUCUAUGCCAUCACACAGCCUUGGUGCAAGUGCCUCGAGCACAUUAAGAAAGCCAAGAAGCACAAAACAUGUGACCACUGCUGAUCAUUUUGAGACAAUACCUAUACUACGGUAUGCAGACUCAGACUUGGAUAAUCAUGCAGGUCUUAUUGCUGGUGAAAUGGAAAAGGAUUCAGCUCUCAUGGAGGACAAUCCAGAAUCAGAACAAUUACGAAUUGACACCUUAAGGGAAAUGCCAGAGUCUCUGACAUUAAAAAGAGUAGUGAAGAAGAAGUUGCUGAAGAGAGUCAGUCAGAAGUCGAAGAAGAAACCUAUUGGCUGUUUCAAAAAAAUCCGUUACAAAUUCAGUAUGCUAACAAAGAAGCUCAACCUUGCUGCUAAAGAUGUUAUAUAUAGUGUGGAACUUUGGUACAGCAGCAUAAAAGUCAUUGAAGGACAUUUCGGUAGCAGUGUGGCCACAUACUUUAGAUUCUUCCGCUGGCUUUUCAUGCUCAAUGUUGUUAUUGCAUUAAUCAACCUCUUGUUUUUGGCAAUCCCACAAAGCCUGUACAGUGCAUAUGAUGAGGACGAUGACACUAUGAACAAUACAGCAAUGGAAAACAGGAGAUCUCUCAUACUUUUCAAGAGAUUGAAAAUUGGGGAAAGUGAAAUCAACAGUGGUGAGAUGACAAUUUUCACUACACUGAGCUCAAGUUCUGAGUACUUCUCAUUUGCUGAUAUUUUUGUUGGUGAGGGUUCUUUCACCAAUAGCAUUUUGUAUUAUGGCCACUACACCAACACAUCAUUCUCAGUUUUCCCCAAUGUGGAGUACAGCAUGCCACUGGCGUACUUCUUCACUACCGCAUGUUGCUUUGGUUUGGCAUUUCUUGCACUAUCAUUGAGUGUUGCCAGAUCUUACAGAAAAGUCUUCAUUGAAACGUCAGGUGGGAUAAAAAAUGUAUAUGCUCUCAAAAUAUUUUGCGGUUGGGACUACAGCAUUGCAACCACUGAAGCUGCUAAUCUGAAAUCAAAGAGUCUCUACAAUGAAAUAAAGGAACUUCUUGCUGAGGAUUACAAGGAGUUAAAGAAACACAACUGGAAAUCGUGGUUGAAAAUCAUUUUAGUACGUCUUGUGGUAAAUUUAUCAGCAGCCACUAUUUUUAUUGGAACUGGAGCAGCCAUAUGGCUAGUGCUCGAAAAGAAACCACUUGAUUGGAACUAUAUGUUGCCCCUGAUUAUUACAGUUAUCAUGGUGGUAGCACCAUGGCUCUUGUCCAUUCUCUUAAGGCUUGAAGAUUAUGAGAGUCCACGAAUAGCACUUUAUGUUAAUCUGGUAAGAGUUUUUCUUCUUGAAAUUGUUGCUAUCAUGGCUAUUGUGGUCUACUGGUUCCAUCCAUCCAAUUCUCAGUGCUGGGAGACAUCUUUAGGACAGGAGCUUUAUCGUCUUGUUAUUUUGGACUUUUUCAUUUCAACACUAGGAGGUUUCCUUAUAGAAUUCCUUCUUAAGAAAGUGGGCAGGAGUUCGUGUAUCAAAAUUGCUCCACCAGAGUUUGACAUUACACGAAACACCUUGAAUCUCAUAUACAAUGAGACUUUAGUUUUUGUAGGCUUUUUCUACAGCCCACUUCUUCCUCUUGUUGUAACAAUAAAAAUGUUUAUUACAUUCUACAUUAAGAAAAUUGGAACAUUAUAUAACUGUCAGCCUGCAAGUCGAUCAUGGAGAGCAUCACAGACGCAGACAGUAUUUCUUAUUUUGACAUUCCUUUCGUUGCUGGCUGCUGUAAUUGCAUAUGUCUACCUUAUUUCAUAUGUAAAUCUUUCAGAAGGAUGUGGUCCUUUCCAAAAAAAGAUGUCGGAUUUAAUAAUGGAUGAAAUGUUGACCCUGGAGGAAGGCCAUGUAAUAUGGAAAAUUUUAUUUUUUGUGACAAAGCCUGGUGUAGUUGGUAUUAUCCUAACAGGCAUGAUUUUCUUGGCAUUCUAUAUGCGUUCAAAAGCUGCAGCACAUGCUGAAAUGAUUGAGCUUCUAAAAGAUAUGUUGAUUAUAGAAGCAGAAGACAAAGAAUUUUUGCUUACAAAUAUUGCUAAAGUUACAGAGCCACAAUACCCUGGAUGGUCGGAUGGCAGACCAAAACCUUCACCACGAAAAAUGAGGAAACGCCAGACAAACUGGGAUUCACCUUUAUCUGGUGAUUAUUCAGCUGCCCUCAAAGGAAUGAGAGCAAAGCAACCAUUCCAUCUUCGAGGGCAAGGGCACAAAAUGCGAAGAUAAGAAGAGCAGCCUCUUGACACAUGAUGUGCUGAAUUGUGUUUUACUACUACUGACUGAUGGUGUAUUGUACUUUAAAUCCAUCAUAAAGUAAUUGUUGUUUUAUUAUGUUGCUUUACAUUUUGCAAACAAGUUCUGUUUGUUCUCAUAAGGCAUUUCCUGAAGAUUAGCAGUAUUAAAAUAUUAAAUUUUU